This is a messenger RNA of Phlebotomus argentipes, 587 nucleotides long. It is a transcript of the gene mRpL20, whose product is annotated as large ribosomal subunit protein bL20m. Gene Ontology annotation, molecular function: structural constituent of ribosome; rRNA binding. Gene Ontology annotation, biological process: ribosomal large subunit assembly; translation. The coding region runs from base 96 to 542 and encodes 148 amino acids. NCBI's taxonomy places the organism in Eukaryota, Metazoa, Arthropoda, Insecta, Diptera, Psychodidae. The record is from RefSeq and is a predicted model, not a curated record. The transcript has 2 exons. Gene Ontology annotation, cellular component: ribosome.
UACUGGUCUAAAAAGCGCUCAGAUUUGCUCAGUUUAGUACUGCCGGCCAUUCGCUUAGCAAAGAAGCCUGAAACUCGUGAAAAUCUGUUUUCCUCAUGGUUUUCACUUCAAUUGUAAACUUUGUUCGCAGCCGAGGGCCAGAUGAGUUUUGGCGGAAGCGGAAGAUCUUCAAACUCGCGGCUCAUUUCCGAGGUCGUAGGAGGAAUUGCUACUCCAUAGCCAUCCGUAAUGUUCACCGAGCGCUGCAGUAUGCCACAAAGGGGCGCGAUCUGAAGAAACGUGACAUGAUUGACCUGUGGUCAGCCAGAGUAUCUGCCGGAACAGAGCAGCAUGGAAUUUGCUUGUACACAUUCAUGGAAUGCCUGCAGAGGAGCAAUAUUCUUCUGAACAAGAAGGUUCUGUCUGAGUUGGCCACUUGGGAGCCUCGGACCUUUGAGGCUAUCGCUCGUGUUGCAAGAGAAAAAGCCCAGAUUGACGGCCUGCCGAAUGUAAAGAAUCAGCACGUUCCCACGGGAGUCUUCACGAGAGGCAUGCUCAAAUGAUUGUUUCUCGAAUUUAUUAUGUAGUAAUAUAGAAAUUACAAAAUA